This is a messenger RNA of Scomber scombrus (Atlantic mackerel), 2744 nucleotides long. RefSeq names its product protein phosphatase 1 regulatory subunit 14A-like. The record is from RefSeq and is a predicted model, not a curated record. Bases 475 to 918 code for a protein of 147 amino acids. Gene Ontology annotation, biological process: regulation of phosphorylation. Gene Ontology annotation, cellular component: cytoplasm. The transcript is spliced from 6 exons. Lineage: Eukaryota; Metazoa; Chordata; Actinopteri; Scombriformes; Scombridae. Gene Ontology annotation, molecular function: protein serine/threonine phosphatase inhibitor activity.
GCACUGUGGAUUCAAACUGUGUUUCCUCAUUUACAGUGGCGGUGCUGCUCCUUCAGUCUCUGUCAGGUUUCUACCAGCUGAAGUGAAUCAGAGGUGCACUAGGACCCGUCUCAAUAGGUCCGGCAGCACUUGAACGCAGCACCGGCAGCGCGUGGCCCCCGCCCUGCUGCGUCUGUCAGUGUGCACGAGCCACAGAGACUCACCGGCUCACAGUUACCGGGCUGUGUUUGUGUCAUUGUGUCACAGCUGCUGCAGGACUCACUUAGUUAUACAAAAUAAUAAUCAGAAUUUAAAAGGCACGAGACAGUUAAGGGUUUAAUUGAUUAAUUAAUUAAUGACCAGGUUGUUAUUUCUAGUAUUUUAUUAGUAUUUUCUCUUUUUUACUGAAACUGUUACAGAUUUAUUUUAUUUUAUUAUUUCUUAUCUAUAAAUUAAGAGAGGUGAUUUUCCAGAGCAGCGUUAACUCCCGGUGUGAUGGCCGCUAACCGGGUGGGCCGGCGGGUGAACCGGGUCUGCAGCAGCCAGUCACCGAGCCGCACCGGCGGCGGGCGGGAGCCGCGCAGGAACGCACGAGUCACCGUGAAAUACAACCGCAAAGAGCUGCAGAGAAGACUGGAUGUAGAGAAAUGGAUAGACUGCGGUCUGGACGGGCUGUACCGGGGCAGGGAGGAGGAGAUGCCAGAGGAGGUGAACAUCGAUGAUCUUCUGGACCUGAAGACGACUGAGGAGAGACGACAGAGACUGCAGGAGAUUCUUCACUCCUGUAACAACAACACAGAGGUCUUCAUCAAUGACUUACUUGUAAAACUCGAGGGUUUACAGAAGCAGGAGGAUCUGCACAACGAUGGCAUCGACCUCCCUCAGCUCCACAUCUACCCCACCCGCUCCGGAUCAGCCGACAGGGAGGUGCUGCACUGAGACAGCAACCUGCAACAUCUCCAACCGGAUGGGGCUGAACUAAAAAACAAACACACCUAAUGUCUGCAUCCAUCUAACCUGUCCUGAGGUUAUUCCCAACAUCAGUCACUAAGUUGAUCACUAAAGCCUCCACCUGUUCUCUGGACCUCAUGCCCACAGUCUUGGUCGUGGCAUGCCUACGUACCCUCGAUCCCAUCAAGGUGGACAUUGUCAACUCAAUGGCCACAGUCAUCCCUCUCCUCAAAAAGCCUCCCCAACUACCAGUCGAUCUCCAACCUUCAUUUUCUCUGCAAAAUCCUGGAAAGAGCAGUUGCCACCCAACUCUAUCAGCACAUGUCCAACCAUUAGCUCUUAAACUAGGCUUCAGAGUAACACCACAGCACAGAGACCUUCAUCAAGAUCACCAGUGACCUCCUCAUCGCUGCCGAUUCUGGCCGCAUCAGUAUUCGUGUCCUCCUGGACCUCUCUGCAGUCUCCAACAACAUCCUCCUCAAACACUUAUCCAACUACUCAGGCCUCACUGGUUCAUAUCUCUCCUGCUUAGACACCCAGAGAGUCAUAUCUCACCAUCAGAGACUCCAGUUCCACCCUGGUCCCAGUUAGGUGUACCCCAAGGUUCUGUGCUUCAACCUUUCCUCUUUAAUCUACAUGCUCCACCUUGGUAAAAUAAUCUGCUAUCUUGUUCCAAGCUUCCACUGCUGUGCCGAUGACACACCGCUGUAUCUCAGCACUAAACCAUCCACUCAGCUUCCUCCACAGUCCUUAAUGAACUGCCUAAACAAAAUAAAAAUCUGGAUGUCAUCCAAUCUUCAAGGUUCAAUAGCAACAAAAUAGAACUCGUGCAGCUUGUGUGCUGCUCCAGAAGGUCUGAGAUUUUGUCCUGCUACAUCUGCUCAAUCCAAGUCCUCAACCUGGAUGUCAUUCUGGACUCCACCCUCUUACUCCAGUCACGCAUCAAAUCCAUCACCAAAAUCCACCUUCUACCACCUCAAAAACAUCCCAGACUUUGUGGCAGAGACCCUCAUCCAUGCUUUCUAAUAACUCAGCCCUGGUAGCACAUCACCCCCAUCCUCAUCCACCUUCACUGGCUCCUUGGUCAAGUCCUGCAUCUCCUUCAAAUUCCUCCUCCUCACCUACAAAUCCUAUCAGACCUCCUCCACCCCAUAACCUGAACUUUCUGCCGACAUAGAUCCACAAUCCUGGAUCUUUUUUUAAAAAACUCCUGAAAUUGUACCUGUUCAACCGAGGUCUAUCUACUUAAUUCUGUCAUUCUCCAACAAUCUUUGCUGUUAUUAUUUAUUUUCUUUUUUUUGUUUUGUCUGCUUCAGUAUGUGUAAAGCGUGCUUGGGUCUCUUGAAAGGCGCUAUAUGAAUCAAAGUUAUUAUUAUCACUCCACCCAAAUAUUAUGGCGCUUUUCUACUACACAGUUCUAGCACGACUCGACUCGACUCGUUUUUUCUGCGUCUCCAUCAGGGAUAGUACCUGGUACCUGGUGCUUUUUUAGUAUCUGCUCUGUUGAGGUUCCAAGCCAGCCGAGCCGAUACUAAAUGUGACGUCAUCAGACUGCCGGCCACUGAUUGGUUUAAAUACCAACAACAGCGUUACAGUGAUUCGUUUCUCUUCUCUUGCUUUGUGUGAGACAGAAAGCCUCAUACAGCAGCAAGUACACCAUCGCCUCCAUGUCCUCCAUUGUUUAUGUGUUUGUGUCGCUAUGACGACCCCGCCCACGUUGAGGAGGAACUAUAGUAAUGGAAAAGAUUCCUGGUACCAAACCGAGUCGAGUCAAGCCGAGUAGUGCUAGAACUGUAUAGUGGAAAAGCGCCAUU